GAGCAGAAUUAAAACGAUGGCGGAGAAUUGUUAUUCAGUCAAGACAGCGCUUCGUGUAGGAAUAGUGCAGAUAUUAGGCGGCCUAAUAGGUGUCGGUAUUGGCGCAUUUAAUACUAGAGAAGAGGAUCAUCGAGCAUUUUUUAGGUUUAAACCCGAAGGACUCCCAGUGUGGUCUGGAAUAUUGUUUAUUGUUACAGGAGGUGUGGGAUGUCUUAGUUACAAACAUGCCAAAAAAUCAACUAUUCAUUUCUUUCUGAUGUUUUGUAUUUUGACGGUUAUAACAAGUAUCUUGAUGUUCUGGAUCAUUUUGCCACUGAUUGUGUCGGGGAAGCAAGAAGUAUCAUGGAACUUAUUUUUUGGUUCAUUCCUUGGUGUUGUGGCAAUUAUAUUUGUUGUGAGCAUGAAAGGAGCCUUUGUAGCAUUUAAAUCAUCAUUUUUUCAACACAACUGCUGUAUCAAACCUCCCCCCUUACAGCGGGCAGCUGAGCCUGUUGAACUUUCAACAUCUGUUUGUAUGAUGACAUCAACUUCAGUUGCAUCAGAAAACACUCUGGAAGAAAUUAGGCAACAAAGAAGAAUAUCGAGGUCUCAAAGUCAGUCUACUUCCACGCCUCAUCACCACUCACGUCACUCGAACAGACAUCACAGACCAAGGGGACACUCGAGCCGGAGAGGGGUGGAGAGAGAAUCAAGAAUUGCCCGAUACGAUGAACGACCCCCUCCCCCUGCGUACCAGACAAUUAAGUUCCCUUAUCUACCGGCUUACCAAGAGGUGGACGAAUCACUUCCACCCCCACCAUAUACAGAGAAAAAAGAAGACACUUAAAGCUAUUUGACCUCACUUAAUUUGUCACGGAGUCGUUUAGAAGUGGAAUGAUAACUCAGACACUCACGGUUUUGUGAAGUUUCAGAAAGCUGUUACUUUCGUGGAGUAGAAACGAGAAAACGCGUUCAGACAACAUGAGGGAGAGAUUUCGCCUAUGCAGGAGGAACAUGGAAAGAUGGGGCUCUUUAUUCAGUACUCUGGAAUGAUUACAGCACAGACAGAAAACGAGAGAAUGGUGUUUCCUCUCUAAAGUGCCUGUUCACGGUACGUCAGUUCGUCCUGAACGCCCGAGGAACUCUUCUCUUUAACUUCGUAGAUCGAGGUGUCUUGCUGGAAAAGUCACGAUCAUGUGACCUGCAUAUUCUGGCCUCUCGGAGUCGUGUUGUGCACAAUUUCUCCUGCGGUACUCUUGCAAGUGUAAAGUUUAUCACUGCUAUUUGUUGAAUCUUUGUUUAACCUAGCCCACUGACGAGUCUUUCAAGCAAAGAGAACCAAAUUUUUGAGGAUGUGGUGGUUUUUUAGUAUGCGGAAGCUCAGAAAACUGCAUGUUUACGUCUCAACCAAAGUAAAAUUUUGAAUCGCUCGACAUAAAAAAAAAUAGGAAAUCAAAUACCCUCCUCGGAUCUGCAUGAAGUUUUCUGCUGAGUUUCAGUCAAUACUAACUUCUUACUAACUGAGCGUGAGGGCCGUAAAGGGAAAUAUUGGCCCGAGGCUGUUGCAGUAUGGACUGAGCAUGUCCAAUAUUCCCCCAGUAUGGCUCGAGCAAGCGAGGUCAGUAAGUAGGUUAUUAUAUGGCAUUCGAAUCAAGCUUGUUUAUUUUGAAUUUUCUGGCUUUCGUGAACAAAAAUACACGGCUCAUGACUAUUUCCGAGAAAAAUCCUGACCAAUUAAGAACCGGAACGGUCAGAUUUACCUCAGGGCUAACUUGCCAUUUAAUAUUUCUGUCUACUGGGCUGAGCCAAAAUUUUGUGAGAGUCGACAACGUUGCGGUUUUAUGGGAUAACCAAGCUCGUACAUUUCGUCAACUGGAAAACCAACAUGGCUUUUGGAAUCGAUCGACAUUUCUAAACAAGCAUCUGAUACUCUCGACAAGUUUGAAAGAACCUUGAAAUUGAAAUUCAGUGACUACAAGCCUCUUAGUCCAGUUAGGACCGUGCCCGGAUGUUGUGCAUAUCCCAUCAGUCCCUGCCAUCAGUGUUAGUCAGUUAAAUGUCAUCUCAAAUGCACUGUACCUGCUAACUUAGAUCAAAGCCGCUUGAACUGAUCGCCGAUGACAUACAUUCGGAGUAAAUUACAAGUAGGAAAUUUCAAAGAACUCUAAAAACGUUUAAUUCUAUGGAAUCACAAGAUUCCAUAGAAUUAAAUAGAAUUAAAUCUUGUGAUUCCAUAGAAUCACAAGAUUCCAUAGAAUCGUCAUUUCCAACGCAUGUAUCAACGUAGAAUGAACUGCGUUAUUUGUAAAUAACUUUUAAGUGAAAUGCCGUGAAGAAUUUAGUUGCCUUCUCCAAAUAUGGAUACAAAUGUUUUCAAAUGCAUUUUCCAGAGUUCCUAGGUAUUCCUAAAACCUGUAUAUAAUCGAAUCACAACUACAGAAAUCUUCCCUUUCACGUUGUAUUGAGUGUUUGUUCUUAAUAAUUUCUAUUUUCGUACACAUUCGGACGUGGAUUUGUGAUACUGUUACCUCUAAUCAUUAGAACAAAAACUGAUGACCGUCAAAGCUACCUCCCCGCGUCCCCACUGAGAUCCUGAUAUAAGCUACAUGUAAAUGAUCAAGCUAUAGAUAUUGUGCGAAAAACUCACAUAGUAAGGAAGUUCCAUAGCACGCAAAUUUUACUUGAAAGAUAAUUCUUAGUUUAAUGUGAGUGGUUCCUCUUAAAGUGACUGUUGAGUACAGGUGGAAACAAUACAAACAGUCCGUUGGAACUCAGUAAAGGGUCACCACGACCGUCGAAUAGAGAUGAUAAAGGAAAAAGUACAGUAAUUUAGGGGUAACAAUUUCGAGACCUUGACAACUGACCGCUUAAUGCAGGGUGACCGCCCAAUACAGGUUCGACUGUACGUAGUUGUAUGCCUCAACGUAUUUGUGAAUCAAUGCGAUGCAAGUUCCAUGAAACCGCAAAUCGAGCGUUGGCAUUUCUAUGAAGUGUGUCAAGCUAGUAGUUAACCAUUAUGAUAUGAAUUGGUGGCAUAACCUAAUGAAAUCUUAGAGCCUUUGAAAUUGCUAAUCCUUACAUCAUACUUGAAGAAAAAAAAUGGGACGGUCGCUCAUUGUUAUGGUCAUUGUUGUAAUUAUUUAUUACCAUCAUUAUUACCUGAGGUUAGCCGCCAUAAUAAUAUUAAUAAUGAUAAUAAUUAUAGGUUAUUUCACGGUUGUUGAGCGCGUACGAUUUUUAUUCGCAAAUUGUGUAAAACAAACGAACGAGCGCAGCGAGUGAGUUGUUUUACACAACGAGUGAAUAAAAAUCGUACAAACGAACUAACCGUAAAAUAACUUAUUUAUUAUAUACAUACCGAGAUUCAUAAGCGAACAGAACUCAGAGAUAAACACAUUUUUAUUUUCUUUCAAAGGAAAGCAACGCGCGGUCAAGCCGCCGUUCGGGAGUUGCACUGAAGUGGCUUCCAUGUAAAAUACUUCUUUACAUCUAAAUUGUCUAGCGAAAAUGCCGUUAAAAGGCAGAACUAGGUAGAAUAAAUUAAGACAUCCUAAAAAUAUGUCGAAAUAGUUCUAUGGAAGUUCAAAAUUUGAAAUAAAGAAGUGAAAACCCGAGACUUAA
Stylophora pistillata is the source of this 3600-nucleotide messenger RNA. RefSeq lists its product as uncharacterized. The record is from RefSeq and is a predicted model, not a curated record. Gene Ontology annotation, cellular component: membrane. Lineage: Eukaryota; Metazoa; Cnidaria; Anthozoa; Scleractinia; Pocilloporidae.